AUGGCAUUGUUUUCAUGUGGGCUAUUAGGAACCUUCUUCCUCCUUUCUUCCUUCCCCUUGCUCGCAACCUCGGUGCCAUCCAGACGCCUCCCGACUACUCUCAACAGCAUAAUACAACAAUACUUGGCGUCGUACAACGCCGUGAGGUCGAAGCUCGGCCUCCCGCUCCUCCGAUAGAGCGGGGCCCUCGCAAGCUAUGCCUCCUGGUGGGCUUGCCGGCGACGAGGAGAUUGUGCCCUCCUUCACUCGAGCGGCGACUAUGGCGAGAACCUCUUACGGGGCGGCGGCCACGCUUGGAGUCCGCGGGAUGCCGUCGUCGCUUGGGUCGCUGAGGGCCCCUACUACAACUGCAGCACCAACACAUGCGCGCCAAGCCGAGAUUGAUCGCAUUACACGCAAGUGGUGUGGAGGCAGAGUCUCCGAGUUAGGUGUGCUAGAGUCACUUGCGGGAGCGGGGACACGUUCAUAACUAGUAACCAUGAUCCUCAUGGUAAUGUGAUAGGGCAAAAGCCUUUAUAA
This is a messenger RNA of Rhodamnia argentea, 519 nucleotides long. Its product is annotated as pathogenesis-related protein 1B. The transcript has a single exon. NCBI's taxonomy places the organism in Eukaryota, Viridiplantae, Streptophyta, Magnoliopsida, Myrtales, Myrtaceae. The record is from RefSeq and is a predicted model, not a curated record.